This is a messenger RNA of Pocillopora verrucosa, 5608 nucleotides long. Its product is annotated as sister chromatid cohesion protein PDS5 homolog B-like. Gene Ontology annotation, cellular component: nucleus; chromatin. Gene Ontology annotation, biological process: mitotic sister chromatid cohesion; DNA repair. The record is from RefSeq and is a predicted model, not a curated record. Lineage: Eukaryota; Metazoa; Cnidaria; Anthozoa; Scleractinia; Pocilloporidae.
AGGGGACAAAACACCACCAUGAAAGUUGUAUUAUCAUAGGAAAUAAUCGAUACUUUACCACAGAUAGAGACGUCUGUAGUCUAGGUUUGGAAAAAAACUCUCCAGUGAACAAUUUUACACAGAUUUUAGGAGGCCAGAGGUCGUAAAGCUCGAAGUAAUUUCAGCACCAACUCGAUAUGCCUCGCAAUGAAUCUGGUUCUUCGCCUAGGAAGAGAGCCGCUGCCACAGACCUGCAUGAGAGACUUAGUAAAGACGAACUUAUUAAACGACUCAAGAAUCUAGCUCAUGAACUGUCUAAUGCAGAUCAGACAGAUCGAGCAGAAAAAUAUGGGACAGUUGCACAGUCUCUUGUCAGCCCAUUCAUUCUCAAACACAGAGAUAAAGAUGUCAAGGCACAUGCUGCAUGUUGCCUUGCUGACAUCCUUAGGAUCCAUGCUCCAGAGGCUCCCUAUGAUGAAGAACAAUUAAAGGCAGUGUUUCUUAUGAUGACAAAUCAGUUGAAAGGCCUUGGAAAUACCAAAUCUAAUCUAUCCAAGAAAUCCUUCUAUCUUUUAGAGAGUUUAGCAUUGGUUAAGUCAUUCAAUAUUUGCCUUGAGCUGGACUUUCAAGAUAUUAUACUGCAGUUAUUCAAAGUGCUCUUCCAAGUUGUAAAUGAAAACCAUUCAAACAAAAUUCAGAAUUUUAUGCUGGAUGUGAUGUGUCCUAUUAUACAAGAAGGGGACUCAAUUCCUCAGGAGCUUCUUGACACAGUACUUGUCAACAUCAUUGAACCACAAAAGAGUGAAAAUGUUGUGGCAUAUAAACUUACCUGUGAGUUCAUCAAGAGAACUUCAUCUUCUUUAGAGCCAUACUUGCAAAUGUUUUUCAACAGCAGUCUAGCUCUGGGUAAGACAGCAGACAGUAUUUUAGCAGAAAACAUUUAUGACCUUAUUUUGGAGUUGAACAGAAUUUGUCCAAGUGUUCUGCUCUCAGUGGUUCCUCAGCUGGAGUUUAAAUUGAAGAGUGAGGAUGUGGAAGAGAGAUUGUCAGUUACUGAAUUACUUGGCCAGAUGUUUUCUGAGCAGGACUCUGAACUAGCAACUCAAAAUAAAGCUUUGUGGAACUCCUACUUGGGAAGAUUUGUGGAUAUUAGUGUGGAUGUGCGCGUGGAAUGUAUAAAAAGAUGCAAGGAAUUCUUGAAAAAUCACCCAGACUUGGUCGCAGAUAUAAGUGAUAAACUUCACGAAAGACAACGUGACCCUGACGAGAGGGUUCGACAAGAAGUGGUCAUUACCAUCUGUGAUGCAGCUGCAGAAAAUAUCAGUGGUGUCUCUGAUCAGCUUCUCAAUGAUGUAUGUGAGAGAACAAGAGAUAAGAAGUGGCAUGUCAGGAGAGAAGCAAUGAUGUGUCUUGGAAAAUUAUACAAGAAAAUGACAACAGGGGCUACUGCAAACAGAACAGCAGCAAAGAAAUUAUCUUGGGUUCCAAGCAAGUUACUUCACUGCUAUUACCUUAACACUCCAGAAAACAGACUUUGCGUGGAAAGGAUUCUGAUUGGGUGCUUAGUGCCAGUCAGCUUAGAAGCUGACCAAAAGAUGAAAAGAUUGCUGCAUAUUUAUUGCAAACUUGAUGAAGCAGCAGUGAGUGCUUUUCAUGGAAUUUUGACUUGUCAGCAGAGGGUACGCACAGACAUAGCAGAUCUGAUUGAGUUAUCAACAGGAGAGAAGUCACAGGAUAAUGAGACACUGGUGUUCUCAAAGAUUAUUUCCCUUGCAAGAGCUUUCCCAGAUGCUUUUAAGUUUCAAGAAAAUCUAAAAAAACUUCGUGGAAUGAUUAAAGAACCUUCCUUGAGAGAACUACUGAAGACAUGUGUUAACCCGAAUGUGGGGUGUUCAAACGUUUUCAAGGCGGUGAGUGACGUUGUCGUUAGGCUUGGGUCCAAGCAUCCUGUGUUAGAGACACUCAAAGCACUCCUUGAUCGUGCCGCUCCUCUUCUUGUGGAUGAACAUUGCAUCAAAGCGCUGUUCAAGUUGGUGAAAGAUGCCAUUGAAGGGCUUGCUGAUGAUGAGGAUGAUGAGUAUGAGUGGCACGAAAGCUCUGGAAUAAAACCUGUCGGGAAAAAGGGACUGGCACUGUUAUUGGGUCUGGCUGGUGUAUUUCCUUCCCAGUUUCAAAAUGACGACACUUUUCAACAGCUGCUGGUUUUCCUGAAAAACAAAGAUCAAGAAAUAGUUGAUCAUUCACUAAAGAUGCUGGCCUUGACCGGAGAUGGAAUUGAAAAAGUCAAUAAAUCAUUGGCCAAUUAUUAUCAUCCAGUCUUGUCCAAAUUAGCAUUAAAGGGAACUCCUUGCCAAGCCAAGCACUCGCUGAGAUCCAUUGCAAAGAUUUCUGCUGCUUCUUCACAGCCGUUUGAUCGUGUCUUUACAAAUCUUGUCAGUUCCUUGAGCUACGAUUGUCCUCUUUUACUGACUACACUGACAGCUCUUGGUGAGAUCGCACUUUUAGCGCCAUCUCUGUUCGAGACACAAAGGCCAGCCAUUGUUAGAGAUUUUGUCGUUAAGGAACUCUUGAUGAAAGACAGGGGGGAGAUGGUAGAUUCGAAUGAAAGUGAAGGGGAGUGGUGUGAAGACAGGGAUGUUACUCAAGAAACGCAAACGAAGAUCAAAGGUAUACGUCUGCUGGUGAAGUGGCUGCGAGGCCGGCAGGGAAACCACAAGUCGUCCGUUCAGCCUGUGCUUAGAUUGUUGGACAGUAUGCUCACCCAUAAAGGAGACUUACAACAGCAGGGUUGCGUGAAAGCUGCUGAUUGUUCAAGACUUCGACUGGCAGCGGCCUGUGGCAUGAUCAAGAUUGCACAGGAACCCCAUUACAUUGAAUACAUAACCUUGGAAAAUUUUCAGCGGCUCUCAUUGGUAAUGCAGGACCCUUGUUAUGAGGUGCGUGACAAGUUCACCAAGAAGCUUCACAAGGCUGAAGAUGUACUAAAACUUCCUCUGGAAUAUCUGGGGAUAUUUGCGCUGGCAGCACCUGAACCUGUUAAGGAAAGGAAAACACAGGUUAGACAAAUGAUUACUAAGAACGUCAAGACACGACGAGAUUACUUGAAACAGCAUUCAGCGGCACAAGAAUGUUCUCACUCUAUUCUCCCGGAGUAUGCUCUGCCGUGUGUUAUCCAUAUGCUGGCCCAUCACCCAGACUUCAAACAAGAUGAUCACGAGACACUAGUGCAAUUCAAAGAUUAUCUUUGGUUCUUCAUGGAGCCGAUUAUGGCCAAAGCUGAUAACUACAGCUUCCUGAAGAAGCUGGUUGAAAACGUCAAAGAAACCAAAGACGCGCAAGCACCAGACGAUGAAGAAGUAAACAAGAAUCUUUACACAGUUUGUGAUCUUGCUCUGGGACUGAUCCUAAACAAGGUCCACACUUUUGUUCUAAAAGAAUUUCCCGGCAAUCUUGUUUUGCCAAAAAGGUUCUUUGUACCUUCCGAGGGAGGUGGUCCGAACACUAAAAAUUACUUACCGAAAGGAUUCCAAUUCACAACUGCAAAGGGACAAAAGAAGGGAAGCGCAGUUGAGUCGAAGUUGACGCCAUCAAAGUCAUCAUCUAAAACCUCCGCCAAGAGUGACAAGAAAACACCAGUGAAAUCUCAAAGCAAAACUUCGAAGAGUCCGAGAAGUACUUCAAAGGAGAAAGGGAAAGAGGCGGACAGAGAAGAAUCUUCCUCAGAGACUUCUGAAAGUGGGUUUGCUAGUCCCCCUGAGGAGCAAACAUCUGUGAGGAAAAGAGGAAGACCAGCUAAUUCUUCAGAGAAAUCCGCUCCAAAGAAAUCAAGGAAAACUUCCCCAGACAAGGAUACCAAGCGAGAAAAGAAAACUUCGGCAAAACAAUUGAACAUGUCAGAUAAACGUAAAAAUUCUCGACAAAAAAAUGCUUCUCCGCCGGAAAGUCCACGCUCAACAGAAAAGUCAUCUUCGACAACCAAAUCAUCACCAAGUCCCCGAAGAGGACGAGCCGCAAAGAGACUAGUGUCUGAAUUAGAUGCUUUACCCGAAGAUGAGCCAACGCAGGACAGCGGUACCUCCAGUUUGGAGUCGCCGAAGAAGCCACUUAGUACAAGACAAAUAUCACAGCAGAGUUCCAGGACGAAAUCACGAAAUGAAGUAAACGGGGUGACAGAUAAGAGUUCAUCUAAAGCCAAAAGAAAGAAGGACACCGAGGAAUCAAAUUCCAGUCCAGUUAAAAAGAGCAAAGAAUCAGCGUCUCCGCCAACCAAGCGAAAAGAGCCCACUUUAGUUGUGAAAAGAAAGAUCAGUAAGAGAAGAUAAAAUUAAAUAACCAAUCGUAAACUAUUUCGUUGUACAUAGACAUCAAUUCGAGGAUCUUCCGAGUUCAGUUCAUCUUCACUUCCAUUGUACAGCCAUCGAUGUUUCACCACAAGGCUCUUCAGGGCAGAGCAUAACGCAACUUUAAUUACCGAACAAGCAGAGUAUGGGUACUCAAAUUUUGUUGAAGUUAUUGAAACAAAGUGUCCGUUAGGAGACCUGAUUAUAAACCUGGGAUGAACUGAGCUAGGUGAUAACCUCAAUCAGUGACAUGUCCAUGCAGAACGCCUGAUCUUCGGCUCAUUGAGGUGUUCUGGCUAUGCUUUGUUUUCCUUGCGACGAAUUCGUUCAGCGCUUUCAUUGGUCCAUUUGAUUCGGAAAUUUUCGGCUCUUGGCCAGAUGGUUACUUUGUGACAUGCUGGUUUGGACAGUGAGUAUGACCUGGAAAACGAGAAACCAUGCGGCGAAGAACUUGGAGCCAAACAUCGGGAUUUGUCGGUACUCCUUCGGCAUGACGCGCCAUUUGUCGAAGAAAGUCCAUCGGCCAAUUCUUAGCAGUGAAAGGAGCGUUUCUUUGAAGCGGCUGAAUAAGGGAGCAUGAAAUGAAUGGAAAGAGAGAUUUUCUCAGUUCUUUUUGACAGUUUUAUCACGAACAUUGUUCGGCAUUUAUCUUUCAUCCGGUAGUUAAUUAUAUCCAUUCGCUACACAUCAGCGUUCUGAAUACUAUUUGACAGUACGCAGUUGUAUUUCAUGGCAAGCUACCACUACACAUUAUUAUGUUGCCAUAGGAAUGGGUUGGCUUUUGUGCUGACACCUAAGCAACCGUCUUCAAAAGAGUUAGGAAUAGUGAAGAUUAUUAGUAAAUACCUUAUUUCGGCUUGGCCUACUCGUGAGUUUAUAUUUUGCCCGUUCAAAAGAUUUAAUCUCUGAACGUCAGGAGGAAAUCUGUAAAGUAUAGAUCACAUAUCCAUAUUUAGGUCAAUCAGAUUGAAGAUUAUGAGGCUUUACUUCGAGAGCAUUUCUAAUGAGACUCGAAUUAUCUCAGAGGUUGUCCUAGCCCCAUAAACUAGAAAGAGGUUGCUCGGACGUAUGUUUUAGAAUUGCAUUUGUACUGUUCCAACACCCUAUGACUUAGCACAGUGUGAAAUAGCCUUACUUAGAAUUUGCGUAAUUUUCGCCUUGGCUUAAACCUUGAAAACCUGAUUUUAUCCUUUGAUUAACUCGAGAUUUUACCGAUAUUUAUGCAGUGUACCUUUCAGUGAAUUGUAAGAUGUGUAACUUUAUGCCUAAUUAAAGGAAUUUUAAAAGUG